AUGGUGUUCCAGAGGAGUGUUUCCCUGUUGUCCAAGCUACGGUCCCGCUCUGGUCAACAACCGGUUCUGGGCAAUUCGGUCCGCUGGCUCCAGUCCUUGGCUGGCAUUGACCUUCAUUCUCAGCUGAAGGAAUUGAUACCCGAACAGCAGGAGCGCCUAAAGAAACUUAAGUCAGAACAUGGAAAGGUUCAGCUUGGGAACAUAACUGUUGACAUGGGAAUUCGCUUUCGAGGCCUGUCGAUUCCUGAAUGUCAGAAAUUGUUACCAGCUGUAAAGCCUGGUGGAGAACCACUGCCUGAGGGUCUUCUCUGGCUACUUUUAACAGGAAAGGUGCCAACAAAAGAGCAAGUGUAUGCUUUAUCAAAGGAACUACAAAGUCGUGCUACUGUCCCAGAUCAUGUAUAUAAAACCAUCGAUGCGCUACCUGUUUCUGCUCAUCCAAUGACUCAGUUUGCAACCGGUGUCAUGGCUCUUCAGGUUCAAAGUGAAUUCCAGAAGGCUUAUGAGAAAGGAAUCCACAAGUCCAAGUACUGGGAACCAACAUAUGAGGAUUCCCUUAGUUUGAUUGCUCAAGUUCCAAUUGUUGCUGCCUAUGUCUACCGCAGGAUAUACAAGAAUGGAGAAGUAAUACCAACAAAUGUCUCGCUGGAUUAUGGUGGAAAUUUUGCUCACAUGUUAGGAUUUGAUAAUCCUGCUAUGAUGGAACUCAUGAGACUUUAUGUCACCAUACACAGUGAUCAUGAAGGUGGAAAUGUUAGUGCGCAUACUGGUCAUCUUGUCGCCAGUGCACUGUCAGAUCCUUAUCUCUCAUUUGCUGCAGCAUUAAAUGGUUUAGCCGGUCCACUUCAUGGAUUGGCCAAUCAGGAAGUCCUGCUAUGGAUUAAAUCUGUCAUGGAAGAGUGUGGGGAGAAUGUCAGCAAAGAAAAUCUCAAAGACUAUGUAUGGAAAACAUUGAACAGUGGCAAGGUUGUUCCAGGAUUUGGACACGGUGUGCUGCGCAAGACAGAUCCAAGAUACACAUGCCAGAGAGAAUUCGCAUUGAAGCACUUGCCCGAUGAUCCAUUGUUUAAACUGGUUUCCAAUCUUUAUGAAGUAGUUCCCCCUAUACUUUUGGAGCUAGGGAAGGUCAAAAACCCUUGGCCUAACGUAGAUGCCCACAGUGGAGUGUUGCUCAAUUAUUACGGUUUAACCGAAGCAAGAUAUUUCACUGUUCUCUUUGGAGUGUCGAGGGCUAUUGGCAUUUGCUCUCAGCUUAUAUGGGAUCGAGCUCUUGGGCUGCCACUCGAGAGGCCAAAGAGCGUUACCAUAGAAUGGCUCGAAAAUUAUUGUAAGAAAGCAGCUUCAGCUUGA
This is a messenger RNA of Striga asiatica, 1350 nucleotides long. NCBI's taxonomy places the organism in Eukaryota, Viridiplantae, Streptophyta, Magnoliopsida, Lamiales, Orobanchaceae. The record is from the annotation of a GenBank genome assembly.